Doryrhamphus excisus (bluestripe pipefish) is the source of this 416-nucleotide messenger RNA. It is a transcript of the gene rps21, whose product is annotated as ribosomal protein S21. Gene Ontology annotation, molecular function: structural constituent of ribosome. Lineage: Eukaryota; Metazoa; Chordata; Actinopteri; Syngnathiformes; Syngnathidae. The record is from RefSeq and is a predicted model, not a curated record. Gene Ontology annotation, biological process: translation. Gene Ontology annotation, cellular component: ribosome.
CGAUGCGGCAUUUGUACUUCCGGGUCGACGGCCCUUCCUUUUCUGUCGUCCAUUUGUCGAGUACGAUAGUAGACGACCUACAAACCGUUCAACAUGCAGAACGACGCUGGCGAAUUUGUGGAUCUCUACGUCCCACGUAAAUGCUCUGCCAGCAACAGAAUCAUUGGAGCCAAAGACCAUGCUUCUGUCCAGCUCAACAUAGCUGAGGUCGACAAGGUCACAGGGCGUUUCAAUGGACAGUUCAAGACUUACGCCAUCUGUGGGGCCAUCCGCAGGAUGGGAGAGUCUGACGACUCCAUCCUCAGGCUAGCAAAGAAUGACGGUGUCGUCGCCAAGUAAGAACUGCAUCAUGAAGCAGCUGAGUGACAAACUGCAGCAAAGGAACAUUUGUUAAAUAAAAUGUGCAAAAAGACAAA